Molecule: messenger RNA, 593 nt
Organism: Capsicum annuum
Lineage: Eukaryota; Viridiplantae; Streptophyta; Magnoliopsida; Solanales; Solanaceae
Product: S-adenosyl-L-methionine:benzoic acid/salicylic acid carboxyl methyltransferase 2-like
Exons: 2
Biological process (GO): methylation
Molecular function (GO): S-adenosylmethionine-dependent methyltransferase activity
Source: RefSeq, a predicted model, not a curated record
AUUAUUUAGACUUUAUCAAGCAAAAAGUACCAUAUCACACACAUAAAAAAAACAAAGGGGAAAAAGUUAGAAAAGCAAAAAUGAAGGUUGUUGAAGUUCUUCACAUGAAUGGAGGAAAUGGAGACGUUAGCUAUGCAAACAAUUCUUUGGUUCAGAGAAAGGUGAUUCUCAUGACAAAGCCAAUAACUGAGGAAGCCAUAAGUGAUCUUUACUGCAGCCUCUUACCAGAAACGUUAUGCAUUGCUGAUUUGGGCUGUUCUUCUGGAGCUAACACUUUCUUGGUGGUAUCAGAGCUUGUUAAAGUCGUUGAAAAAGAACGAAAAAAACACAAACUUCAAUCUCCAGAGUUUUAUUUUCGCUUCAAUGACCUUCCUGGCAAUGAUUUUAACGUGAUUUUUCAGUCAUUGGGAGAAUUUGAACAAGAUUUGAGAAACCAAACUGGAGAAGAACUUGGUCCAUGUUUUUUUAGUGGAGUCCCUGGUUCAUUUUAUACUCGACUUUUUCCUUCAAAAAGUCUGCAUUUUGUUCACUCCAGUUAUAGUCUCAUGUGGCUAUCUCAAGUAAGUUUGAUUUUCUACAAACCAACACUAAUU